AUGGCCGGUCAAAACCAACAACGCAUCGUCAUUUUUGGAAGCAUCGUUCAGGAUCUCGUGAGGUGCCGUUCCGAUGACUAAACUCUCUUCAGAUCCAUACAUUUUCAGCUACACGGAUCGGUUCCCGCGUCCCGGCGAGUCUGUGCGCGGCAACCUUUUCAAGGCUGGCUCCGGCGGGAAGGGGGCCAAUCAGGCGGUCGCCGCCGCCCGUCUCGGAGCCAACGUGGCAAUGAUCGGAAUGGUCGGAGAGGACAUGUUCGGUGACUCGAACAUCAAGGAUCUGAGUGCGAACGGAGUGGAUACGAGUUGUGUGGGACGCUCGAAAAACACGCACACGGCGACAGCAACGAUCACGGUGAACAAGGAAGGUGAGCGAGCCAUUGUGCGGUGUUCCCCGCAUUCAUCCAUUCCUCUUCUCGGAAAAGUGUUACUUUCACGACGACGAGAACGAGGACGCCAAAAUUGUUUUCGUGUCGGGAGAAACCUUGAGCGGUGGUGAUUUAACGCGCGAAUGUUGCAGCCGAGAACAACAUCGUCGUCACGCUCGGAGCGAAUCUCGAACUGUGUCCGGCGGUGGCCGACGCGAACAUUCCACUGAUCGCCGCGUCUCGGAUGGUCAUUUGUCAGGGCGAGAUUGACGAAAUAGGAAAUCGACGGGCGUUCGAGAUUGCCAGAGAGCACGGAGUCACCACGUUCCUGAACCCGGCUCCAGGCGACGCGAACAUGGACAAGAGCAUCCUGUCCCUCGUGGACAUUAUCUGUACUAAUGAGAACGAGGUACACAUGCUUUGCAUAUUUCAUUACUAAUUUCAAUUUCGCUUUCGUUUUCAAUUUCAGGCCGAAUUCAUCACAGGAAUCGCCCAAAAUAGCGUGGAAGACGCUGAGAAAGCGGCGAGAGCGAUGCUCGAAAUGGGUCCGCAGCAUGCGAUUGUGACUCUCGGUUCCAAAGGUGAAAUGCUUGUUUUUGAAACGAGCUCUUCUGAGAAACGACUCGAUUUCAGGUGUACUUCUGGCGACCAAAGGUAUCGAACGCAUCGAGCGUAUUGCCGUUGGAAAAGUCGAAGCGGUCGACACAACGGUUGAAUUAUUCACUAUUUCUGGAGAUUAACUCUUCACUUUCAGGGCGCCGGGGACUGUUUUUGUGGAUCGCUCGCCGCCCUUCUGGUGGCCGGACAUCCGAUUUCCGUUUCCGUUCGAUCGGCUGCCAACCUGGCAACUCUGUCGGUCACCCGCCAGGGAACUCAGGCCAGUUACUGGAAAAUAGAGGAGAUCCGGUCUAAACAUCCCAACUCCCUGCCGUGA
This is a messenger RNA of Caenorhabditis sp. 36 PRJEB53466, 1302 nucleotides long. The record is from the annotation of a GenBank genome assembly. Lineage: Eukaryota; Metazoa; Nematoda; Chromadorea; Rhabditida; Rhabditidae.